AUGGUGUUUUCUGGAACGAAUCAAACGGCAGGCAAGAUGGCAAAUCGAGACACACGAAGCCAGGAUACUGUGGACAGUGCCGUGUGGCCCGUGGAGAUUUACCUCUGCGGUGGAGCAUGGCUGGCUUUCUUUUCUUCUUCCUCGUCUUCUUCAUCUUCCUUGGGCUCUGAUGUCAGCAUCUCUGUCCAACCUGAUCCAGAAAAAAGGCAGAAGAGUAAAAACAGUCCAGUUCGAAGGAGCAGCAGCAGAAGGAAAAAGAAACGAAAGCAAACACAGUUCAACAAGGGAAAGGGAAAGUUAAUGCUAGUCUAG
Trichophyton benhamiae CBS 112371 is the source of this 312-nucleotide messenger RNA. RefSeq lists its product as uncharacterized. The record is from RefSeq and is a predicted model, not a curated record. Bases 1 to 312 code for a protein of 103 amino acids. The transcript has a single exon. Lineage: Eukaryota; Fungi; Ascomycota; Eurotiomycetes; Onygenales; Arthrodermataceae.